AUAAUGAAGUUGGGCAAGCCACAUUGAGCUGUAUCCAUCAAUUUGGGGGGUGAAAAAAAUCUAAUGGCGGAGGAGGAACAACUGAGUAACUCAUUAGAGUUUACCCCAACAUGGGUUGUUGCUGUUGUCUGCUUUGUCAUUGUUCUCAUCUCUUUAUGUGCUGAGCGUUCACUUCAUAAGCUGGGAAAGUUCUUGCAUCGUGAGAAACAAGAUGCACUGUUUGAAGCCCUACAGAAAUUGAAAGAGGAACUGAUGCUUCUCGGCUUCAUUUCGCUUCUCUUAACUGUCUUUCAAAAUCUAAUAAGCAAAAUAUGCAUCCCAUCCCAUGUUGCGAACGACAUGCUUCCUUGCAAGAGGCCUACAUCUGAAGAUAGUCAUCAUGGACGCCGGCUUUUGUCUGAAGGCGGUUUGGGGCAUUGUGAGAAGGGAAAGGUUCAAAUGUUGUCAUUGGAAGCAUUACAUCACCUACACAUCUUCAUCUUUGUAUUAGCUGUAGUUCAUGUGGUGUUUUGUGUUACAACAAUGAUUUUAGGAGGAGCAAAGAUAAGUCAUUGGAAGCAAUGGGAGGAUUCCAUCAGGAGAGACAUUAAGGCAUCUCAAAACCUUCGAACAGAUGUUGACAAAACGCAAGCUAAGCAUCACCGCGAGUUCCUAGAAAAUGCAUCUGGAUAUUGGAAUAGAGUAGCAAUAGUGAGCUGGAUUUUAUCAUUUUUCAAACAAUUUUAUGGUUCAGUCACAAAAUCUGACUACAUUGCACUACGCCAAGGAUUCAUCAAGGAGCACUGUCCUAACAAUCCUACCUUCAAUUUCCACAAGUACAUGUUGAGAACACUUGAAGUUGAUUUCAGGAAAAUUGUUGGCAUUAGCUGGUACCUAUGGCUUUUCGUUGUGAUCUUUCUUCUAAUGAAUAUGGAUGGAUGGCACUCAUACUUUUGGUUAUCAUUUUUGCCAUUGAUUCUUUUGCUUCUUGUCGGCACGAAGUUAGAGCACAUAAUCACCCGCUUAGCUCAGGAAGUUGUGGAGAAGAAGGAAGAGGAUCAGGAAUCCCAGCAGAAAACAGGAAGAAAGAAAACAAAUGAUAAUGAAACUUUAAGAGUCAGGCCUUCAGAUGAACACUUCUGGUUUCACAAACCCGCUUUUGUCCUGAUCUUGAUCCACUUCAUUCUGUUUCAAAACUCAUUUGAGAUUGCUUUCUUCUUCUGGAUUUGGUGUACUUAUGGUUUUGACUCCUGCGUUAUGGAGAAAGUGGGCUUUGUCAUCCCUCGACUUUUCGUAGGUGUUAUUGUUCAAGUGCUCUGCAGUUACAGCACAUUACCUUUGUACACACUCGUUACUCAGAUGGGUAGCAUGUUCAAGGAAGGGAUGUUGGGCGAGCACGAGGGCACCAUAAAAGGAUGGAUAGAAGGAGUUAAAAGCGGACGUGAAAACAUGCAGAAUAAUUCUAGACGAACAGAGAUACAAAAAAUGGAUACAGAAUUAUCUGAGAUUGUUCAAAUUACAGAACAGGAAUCAGCCGAAAUAGUUCAAAUUGCAGAACAAUCAACUGCUGUUGAUGAAGAAGGAACCUCAAAAACAUAUAUGACUGAACUGAGUCAAAAAUCCAAGCCGCCUUUUUCAUCAUCCUAAUUUUUUUCUUACAGAUUAUGUGCAUAAGUGAGGAAUUGGUGGCAAUUAAGUGAUUAAAAAGAGCAGCUGCUUCAAUCUGUGUAGUUUUCACAAAUUCUUGAGUUUGUAUAUGAAAAUAAAAUCACAUAAUACUAUUCUAGCUU
Molecule: messenger RNA, 1769 nt
Organism: Cannabis sativa
Lineage: Eukaryota; Viridiplantae; Streptophyta; Magnoliopsida; Rosales; Cannabaceae
Product: MLO-like protein 13
Exons: 14
Coding region: 64-1626 (520 amino acids)
Biological process (GO): defense response
Cellular component (GO): membrane
Source: RefSeq, a predicted model, not a curated record